AUCGGCGCCGAGGACGUAGACGUUGGACUUAUAAAUGACAAGGUGACAGCUCGCCCCGGCCCACAUUCACUGACUGCCGCUGUGCGCGAGAGCAGCUAACCCGGACCCUCCGAAACCCCUCACAAACCGGUCGAGCCAUGUACGCCUGCGCCAAGUUUGUCACUUCCCCCGCUGUGCUGCGUGGAGGGUCCAGAGUCCUCGCCCGGCCAGUCUCAGUGUCCCUGUACAGACCCCAGCCCACAGAGCAGCAGGCCCUGGUGCCCGUGAGCCAGUCGCCCGUGUCUCUGCGCUCGUUCCAGACCAGCGCCGUGUCCAGGGACAUCGACACCGCCGCCAAGUUCAUCGGAGCAGGAGCCGCCACAGUGGGAGUGGCCGGCUCAGGGGCAGGGAUCGGGACGGUGUUCGGCAGCCUCAUCAUCGGAUACGCCAGGAACCCGUCCCUGAAGCAGCAGCUCUUCUCUUAUGCCAUCCUGGGCUUCGCUCUGUCUGAGGCCAUGGGGCUCUUCUGUCUGAUGGUGGCGUUCUUGAUCCUGUUCGCCAUGUAACCCGGGCACGGUGCCGCCCCUCCUCCUCCUCCUCCUCCUCCUCCGCCGCACUGCCCCGGCUGACCCCCCCCGCCCUCCCGCGCUCCUCCUGAAGGCUCCCGGGACGGGCUCUGGGGCAGCCGCGGGCCAUUCCAGUCUACAGAUCCAACACACAUCAGUGCCGAGCAAAGGCCUGAAAAUACAUUUUUAUGUUCCACUACUUUUUGUGUUCUCAAGAUGAUGUAAGACCUCACUUCGGUUUAAAGUCUGUCCAAAAAAAAUAAAUGCUUGGGAUAACUAAA
Messenger RNA from Boleophthalmus pectinirostris (great blue-spotted mudskipper), 826 nucleotides. RefSeq names its product ATP synthase membrane subunit c locus 1 (gene atp5mc1). Bases 138 to 545 code for a protein of 135 amino acids. The record is from RefSeq and is a predicted model, not a curated record. Gene Ontology annotation, biological process: proton transmembrane transport; proton motive force-driven ATP synthesis. Gene Ontology annotation, molecular function: proton transmembrane transporter activity. Lineage: Eukaryota; Metazoa; Chordata; Actinopteri; Gobiiformes; Gobiidae. The transcript is spliced from 5 exons.